CGCUUUCUCUCUUGCUGGGCGUAAGGUGUCUAUGGGGCACCCGCCGCCAACGCCGCUGCCGCCACCGCCGCCGCCGCCGCCGCUGGGUGCUGUCUCUAUGGCGAGGAGGAGGAGGAGGAGCGUGAGCUCAGCGACACAAGUACACAAAUAAAGGGUAAAGUAUUUUAUGAAACAAGUCUUCAAUCAAGUAUAACAUUUUGAUGUUUGGCAUCUAGACUCCUUGUGCCCUCACUAUGCCAGCAGCAACUGUAGAUCAUAGCCAAAGAAUUUGUGAAGUUUGGGCUUGCAACCUGGAUGAAGAGAUGAAGAAAAUUCGUCAGGUUAUCCGAAAAUAUAAUUAUGUUGCUAUGGACACCGAGUUUCCAGGUGUGGUUGCAAGACCCAUUGGAGAAUUCAGGAGCAAUGCUGACUAUCAGUACCAACUAUUGCGGUGUAACGUAGACUUGUUAAAGAUAAUUCAGCUAGGACUGACAUUUAUGAACGAGCAAGGAGAAUACCCUCCAGGAACUUCAACUUGGCAGUUUAAUUUUAAGUUUAAUUUAACGGAGGACAUGUAUGCCCAGGACUCUAUAGAGCUACUGACAACAUCUGGUAUCCAGUUUAAAAAACAUGAGGAGGAAGGAAUUGAGACCCAGUACUUUGCAGAACUUCUUAUGACAUCAGGAGUGGUCCUCUGUGAAGGGGUCAAAUGGCUAUCAUUUCAUAGUGGUUAUGACUUUGGCUAUUUAAUCAAAAUCCUGACCAACUCUAAUUUGCCUGAAGAAGAACUUGACUUCUUUGAGAUCCUUCGAUUGUUUUUUCCUGUGAUUUAUGAUGUGAAGUACCUCAUGAAAAGCUGCAAAAAUCUCAAAGGUGGUUUACAGGAAGUUGCUGAACAGUUAGAGCUGGAACGGAUAGGACCACAACAUCAGGCAGGAUCUGAUUCCUUGCUUACAGGAAUGGCCUUUUUCAAGAUGAGAGAAAUGUUCUUUGAAGAUCAUAUUGAUGAUGCCAAAUAUUGUGGUCAUUUGUAUGGCCUUGGUUCUGGUUCAUCCUAUGUACAGAAUGGCACAGGGAAUGCAUAUGAAGAGGAAGCCAACAAGCAGUCAUGACAUGAAAUAGUCCUUUUAUUUUUAUUUCAUUUGAGCUACACACAUGCCUGUAUAUAGGUUUUAUCUCUGGUUGAAACUCUUGAACAAUACACAAUACUUUUUUUUUUAUAGCCCAUUUUAUUUUCUGCCUUUUAGUACUAAGUAUGACCAUUUGUAUCUCAGAUCUUACUAAUAAAUAGAAAAGCAUUCAGGUUAAAUUUGGCCUUAACUUAAUGUACCUGUUAGCAGGCGUGUGUGACAGCGCGUGAAAAGCUACAUAUUGAAUAUUUUGAUAAACUUUACCUACUUGAGCUUGGUUUUUCAACUCUUUCUAAAUUAACUAGCACUGACUGUAACUUAUUUCCCUGUUUCAUGUCUCCCUUCCAUUCUGCAGGAGUUUUAGCUAUUUGAGAUUGUGGACCAUCAAUUUUGCACUUUAGAGAGUGAUUCUGACUCAGAUCCUCUGUUUUAUCAGAAAUUUUGGCUUUUCUUGCUCUUAGCUGGAAAGAUGACCAUCUGCCAACUUUACACAGUAUUUUCUUGUUUUUGACCCAUGGAAUAUAGCACAUGCAUUGUGUGAACGGUUGAUUCAGCAAGACUACAAAAAAUAGAAGUCAAACUACUGAGGAACUUAAUAACUGCUGUUUCUGUAUGUAGUGUUUAAUCUUCCAAGCACAUUUAGUGUCUGUCGGUUUCUCAUUGGCAUGUGUAGGCUGUUCUGUGACUAAAGAAUUUUUCAAACCAGCUUUACACCCUUCAGGAAAAAUCCCUUAUGAUUGGAUGUUUUGUGUCUGCCAGGAAACUGGUAUCCAAGAUAUUGAAGCUGUAGUUAUUUUAUAACAGCAUACUUCCCUGAUCUUUUUUUUCUGUCACUGCUUACCCUUAUUUUUAAUUAAAAAAUAUAUAUUAUAGCCAUACUUACAAUGCUCUUGAUUUGUUGAUUCUACAAAUCAAUUUCAUUAAAGCCCAAAGGUAGCAAGUCUUUAGGUAUAUUUUAUACCAAAUUAGAAGAAAAAAAAUUGUGCUUUCUUAGUUGUUACAAAAAAGAGAUUUGGUGCAAAACAACAAAAUACAAAAAUUAUAUAUAUAUCAGCUAUAUAUAUAUAUAUAUAUCUACUAAAAUUACCUGAGGAGUGUAAUGCUUGUUUAUUUUUUUGUGUAUAUCUUUGCAAUCUAUUUUAUAUAUAUGGACAAAAGAGACUGUGAAAUAUUGAGUCAUCCAGAAUAUGUGACCAGACCAGAGCAUGUGUAGGAAGACAUUUUGGUAAUAUUAAUUCUACCCUGAAAUGAUAGAUUACAAGUUAUGAUGUGUGUUACCUACAUUUCAAUCUAAUAUUACUAGCAAAUCUCUAAGUGUUAGCCACAUUGGUUUGUAUUCCUUGUACAUUCUUGAUUCAUAUUACUAUGCUGUAACUGGGUGGUCCUUUUUAAACAAAACAUUAUUUGCAAAAAAGAGGGUAUUUGUUUUUAAAGCUUUUGUAAAUAAAGGCUUCAGAAAUGUUUUCUUA
Molecule: messenger RNA, 2578 nt
Organism: Manis pentadactyla (Chinese pangolin)
Lineage: Eukaryota; Metazoa; Chordata; Mammalia; Pholidota; Manidae
Gene: CNOT7
Product: CCR4-NOT transcription complex subunit 7
Exons: 7
Coding region: 234-1091 (285 amino acids)
Cellular component (GO): CCR4-NOT core complex; CCR4-NOT complex; P-body
Molecular function (GO): poly(A)-specific ribonuclease activity; nucleic acid binding
Source: RefSeq, a predicted model, not a curated record